This is a messenger RNA of Coregonus clupeaformis (lake whitefish), 1082 nucleotides long. RefSeq names its product DET1- and DDB1-associated protein 1. Gene Ontology annotation, biological process: positive regulation of proteasomal ubiquitin-dependent protein catabolic process. Gene Ontology annotation, cellular component: Cul4-RING E3 ubiquitin ligase complex. The transcript has 5 exons. The record is from RefSeq and is a predicted model, not a curated record. Bases 519 to 827 code for a protein of 102 amino acids. Lineage: Eukaryota; Metazoa; Chordata; Actinopteri; Salmoniformes; Salmonidae.
CAAUACGAAGACGAACGCCCAUACACGGACUAGCAACAAAGAUGCAAUUGUUAUGCUAACUUGCGUACUAGCUAGCAAUGAAGUAUGCUUGGUUAUUCGAUUCAACAUAGUUUGAUUAGCGUCAAUCUCAAACCUAAUUUCACAAAAAACAUCUCACUAUUUGAUUGUAGCAUAGUCUACGCGAACUUGUAAACAACCAGUGGUUUCUUAGCUACGACAAAACACUGUCUAGUAGUAGUAGCAAGCAAGCGAGCUAACGUUAGUGAGUUGCUAGCUGGAUAGAACGGGUUGUCUAGUUAGCAAACUGGUGGUCUUGCUAGUUUAUAUAAUACUUGUAAAUGACUUGGAAUUGAUGAACACAUUCCUUGUACUUUGUGUAAUCUUGAAUAUUUCAGAUAGCCAACGCUGUACCGCGCAUUUCGCUUUAACUAAGCUAGCGAACUACGCAGGUUCGUGUUGCUAGCAUAUUUUCAACGCGCAUCAGCUUUUUGUCUGUCUUUCUGCGGUAUAAAGCCACCAUGGAUAAGGCAGAGUUUUUAAAAGGACUACCUGUCUACAACAAAAGCAAUUUCAGCAGAUUUCACGCAGACUCUGUCUGCAAAGCAUCAAACCGGAGGCCCUCUGUGUAUCUCCCAACUCGGGAGUAUCCAUCAGAACAGAUCAUUGUCACAGAGAAGACAAAUAUCCUAUUGAGAUAUCUUCACCAACAGUGGGACAAAAAGAAUGCGGCCAAAAAGCGGGAGCAGGAGCAAGCUGAGGGGGAGAACACUGCACCCCCGCGGAAAAUUGCCAGAACUGACAGUCAGGAAUUAAAUGAGGACUCGUAGAGUGCUGUACACACACACACACACACACACAACUAUAGAUAAAGAAGCACACAGGCAAAGUUGCAUUUGACAGACAGGACAGACCACUUUCUACAUCGUUCAACAUGAUCUUGGGAUGUUGACAGUUUUCUCUUUGUGUUUUAUGUACUUUUUUUUUGUUUUUUCCCUGAACUGUCCUUUAUAAGUCUUUGAUUGGCACAUAGCUGAAAAGCUCUGCGUUCAUGACGAAAGGCACAAUAACAUUACCUCCUCACC